Hemicordylus capensis (graceful crag lizard) is the source of this 4694-nucleotide messenger RNA. RefSeq lists its product as uncharacterized. The transcript is spliced from 2 exons. The record is from RefSeq and is a predicted model, not a curated record. Lineage: Eukaryota; Metazoa; Chordata; Lepidosauria; Squamata; Cordylidae. Gene Ontology annotation, molecular function: DNA binding. Gene Ontology annotation, biological process: DNA recombination; DNA integration. Bases 1437 to 2786 code for a protein of 449 amino acids.
UCUCGCCUCCGUGUGAGGCGGGGGGCGGGGUUGUGCACCCGGCGCGAAGAAGCAGGCACGGAAGCGCCAUCUUGGCCCCCUCCAUGUGACGAGGGACUGUCCAAUCAGGAGGGGGCCGGGGAAACAGUGCAGCCCGGCAGCCAUCACAGAAGCAGUCUCUCCUCUGCCGGGCAAGGAGGAGGAGCGAGCACCGUUCGCUCCUGGGGCCAGAGAGGAAGAAGAGCUCGGCCACAUGCAAGCCGGUCGGGCUCAGGGCUCUUCCUCUCGGCCGGUAGUUGGUGGGAGCGGCAGCUGCGAUCGGCCACAGCCCAGGCCGAUCGCAAACGGUGGCUGUUUGUUCCUGGGGCCAGAGAGGAAGGAGAGCUCGGCCACGUGCAAGCCGGCCGGGCUCAGGGCUUUUUUCUCUCGGCCGUUAGUGGGAGCAGCAGCAGCAGGAAGGGAUCAACAGCCUUCGCAUAUGUUGCAGCAGGAAGGGAGCAGCUUUAUUUUCAGCAGCCAGAGCGCCGGGGGACCAAGCAGACAAAGGCCUUUCUCGGAGGCCUAGGGUGAUAUACGGGGCUUGGUCUUUUUUCUUUGCACAGUUUGGGGAAUGUGGAAGGGGACUUCUUUCAUGGGGGAAUGCCCUUUUUGAGGUCAUUUCAUAGCUUGGGGAGUUCUGAGGGAGUUGAUGUUCAAGCAUUAUUAUAUUGGAUGGAUCGAUUAAUUGGGGACCCAACCAACUGAUGGUUAAGUUGAUGUGGGAGCGUUAGUAUACUGGAUAGCUUACUUGGGGAUACCGAGGGACGAGUGCUUUGCAGAAGGGCUGAAGCAGUUAAAGCUUGGAUAACAAGCAGAGGGCUACCCAGUUUAAGGAGCCUGGCCCACAACCAAAGCUUGUCUUGCAGUUUAUAUAUAUAUAUAUAUAUUUUUUUUAAAAAAAAAUUGUCUUGUGGUAGCAAGCGUGGAUAGUCCCCUUUGCUAAGCAGGGUCUGCCCUGGUUUGUAUUGGAAUGGGUGACUACAUGUGAGCACUUCAAGGCAAGAGUUUUUGUUUUGUUUUUCCCAGUUAAUGGUCCUUCAGUUGUGCUAUAUAUUUGCUCCCAUUGAGUUAAAACAAAAUAAAUUAGAAGAAAUAAAUAGAUAAAUAAAUAAAUAAGUGAAGUGAGAGGGAGAGGCCUUAAUACCUUAUUCUCUAGGCCAGUGGAACGUUUGGGAGGACUGGUCUUGUGGUACAAGCAGGAAUUGCCUCCUUUGCUGAGCAGGGUCUGCCCUGGUUUGCAUUUGAAGGGGUGACUACAUGUGAGCACAUGGUCCUUCAGUUGCGAUAUAUUUGCUGCCAUUAAAUAAAUAAAAACAAAUUGAAAAGAGAGAGAGGGAGAGGCCUCCCUCAAUCACUUCCACCCAUUGGGGGGCAUCAGUUGCAGCCUCUUCAAGGGAUCCUGCCAGGCCUGCUGAGCCAUGCCAUCAAGGAAAGGGCCCGGUAAGGAGAAGGGGAAGGGGAAGGCCCCGGCCCCUAAGCGGCCUCAAGCACGGCCCAGGGAACCCGACCCCUCCUCGGGAUCAGAGGAUGAAGGGCAGCUGGUAAUGGCGAGGAUCUUGUCUCGCUUAGAGGCGUUGGAGUCCAGGAAGAAAGCUACUCGAGGGGAGGGGUCCAAGGCGGUUGGAAAGCAGGGUGCGAGAAAAGCGGGGAACCAACCUAAUAAGCAGCUGCAACUUUUACAGUCCAUUGAGGCGAGGCUGGAUGCACUGGAGAGUGGCGAAGGGGAGGCAACUGGAGCAAUGGAGAAUGCCAGCCGGAACGCCUUGGAUGCAGAUGUCGGGUCUUUUGGAGGAGCGCUUUCGAACUCUCGCCCCAGCAGCCAGGGAGCUUCCCGAAGUUUUUCCACUCCACCUAUGGAACCUUGGAUUCUAGAGGCAGAGGAGGCCAUUCGCCUAUCCCUAGCACCUAGCACAAGAGUGCGCUAUGCGUCGGCUAUCCGUGAGUUUCAUGCAUUUAGGGUUGACACAGGGCUGGAGGACCUAUGGCCCAUCCCAGUCGAGCACAUAAUGCGCUAUAGCACACAUUUACAUGGGAGGGGCUUGGCCACGGGGUCCAUUGGGGGUAAGUUGGCAGCACUGGCUUUCCAGGCCAAAAUGAAGGGGUUCGCGGACUCCACCACUGACUUCCGGGUGCGCAGAAUGCUCGAGGGAUGGGCGCGAGUAAACCCCUCUCAACCAGAUACGAGGGUCCCACUGGCGCCAACAACACUGCAACAGGUGCUCCCACUUUUUAAUGAUAUUUGUUUUUCCAACUUUGAGGUACGGUUGCUCAGGGCUUCCUGCCUCGUGGCCUUCUUCGGUGCCCUGCGAAUCAGUGAGCUGGUCGCCUCCUCCAGGUCUGAUACAUCAGCGUGGGCCCUGCAGUGGGGGGAUGCCCGGGUAGAGAGGGACAAGGUGGAGUUGCACCUGAGGCGGGCUAAGACCGACCAGAAGGGCAAGGGAGCCACCAUCACCCUGGCAGAGGGGACUGAUGAGGGCCUGUGCCCGGUGAGGGCCAUGAGGGAUUACAUGGCGGUGCGUGGGGAGGGAGAAGGCCAGUUGUUCCGUCAUGCGGAUGCUACGCCCUUGACGCGCUUCCAGUUCUGGGCUCUGGUCAAAGAGGCUUUGAGGAGGGCAGGCCUGGACCCGCGUGUUUAUGGCACCCACUCCUUUCGGAUAGGGGCAGCAUCUUCAGUUGCAGCCGCGGGGCUGACGGAAAAGCGGAUCCGGGCGUUGGGGAGGUGGCGUUCAUCCGCAUGUCGCCGCUACAUACGCCCACUGCCGAAGUGAUGGCCCACAAGAAGUAACACCCAAUUUUGUCUUACAGACUGUCAGGCACCUCCUUUGCCUUUGCGGAUACUCAUCUAUGGGCACAGCUAUGUGUUCUGGGCUAGUCGGCGAGCUCGGCAGACCAGCUUGGGUACCCAGUUGGGUCUGGCAGGAGCGGCGCAAGUGGAGUGGAUGGGCUGCCGAGGAAUGCUGUGGGACCUUUUCCUUCCACUUCUAGAUGAGUACAUCACGGCAAAGGGGGCACCGCACAUUUUGGUGGUACACCUGGGAGGCAACGACUUGGGUUUGUUGCAAGGCAGGGCCCUGAGCCUGCAGGCAAUCAAGGAUUUCCAGGGCCUGGCGGCCCGGUGGCCCGAGAUGCAGUUAGUCUGGUCUAACCUGCUCCCAAGGACACGCUGGAGGGGCCAAGGGGGCCCCCUGUGCUUCAAUAGGGCACGUAAAAAAGUCAAUAAGGCAGUUGGAAGAGCUAUUACCGCCUUAGGGGGGACAGUAAUACAGCACCCUGACAUACGAGUGCAGGAUGCGACCCUGUAUAGAGGGGACGGAGUCCAUCUCUCUGACCAGGGGAACGAGGUGUUCCUCUGGGACUUGCAACGUGGUCUCCAAGAGGUGCUAGCUGGGUGGGGAAAGCGGGGCUAAACAGAGGUUUGCCCCACUUCUGUGGCAGGAGAGUGCGGGUGUUGGGUAGGUAGAUUCAGGGAUCGGUGUUUGGCUGGAGGGCCAGUUGGGUGAGGGGGGUCAAGGAACAGCCUUUCAGGGCUUUGAUGGCCCGUAAGGUUGGGAAUGGCCCCCACUCGGGGGGUGGGCGCGACUCACCGGCUCAGAGCUUUGACGGCUUGGGUUGGGGGUGUGGCGGACCACCCCCCCCUCGGCGGGGUAGACCCCCGCGGUGAGAGGAGGCCAGGACUUGGAGCCUGGCCAAAUCAGGACCCGGCCCUUCGCCCUGGUGUGGGGUGCUCUUCAUUAGGAAGGGCCACCACACGAGAGUAGUACCCGCACUCUAGUGUAUUGGGACCUCGUUGCAAGUGUCGUUACCUAUGUACAAUAAUAAAAGUGGCCCUUAUUUACUCCAACUAAUGGUGUCCUGUCUUCAUUGGGCGUCUGGGGGUGCAAUGCCGCUUCUCGCCUCCGUGUGAGGCGGGGGGCGGGGUUGUGCACCCGGCGCGAAGAAGCAGGCACGGAAGCGCCAUCUUGGCCCCCUCCAUGUGACGAGGGACUGUCCAAUCAGGAGGGGGCCGGGGAAACAGUGCAGCCCGGCAGCCAUCACAGAAGCAGUCUCUCCUCUGCCGGGCACCCACCCACCCUCCCGGUACUCAGUGAGGGAUAGCCGGUCGCCUACGGGGGCCAAGUAGGAAUUUUUUGGGUCGUGCCAGAUUGGCUGGGGCACGGCCUUUUUUCGCCUACUUCUCACUGAGGCUUAGGAGCUGGGCCACAGGUAGCCAUCGUUACCUAUGGUCCCCGGGUGGCAGGUAGGCAUUGAGAAUUGGUUGGUCACUUUGCAGGAGAGUGCGGGUGUUGGGUAGGUAGAUUCAGGGAUCGGUGUUUGGCUGGAGGGCCAGUUGGGUGAGGGGGGUCAAGGAACAGCCUUUCAGGGCUUUGACGGCCCGUAAGGUUGGGAAUGGCCCCCACUCGGGGGGUGGGCGCGACUCACCGGCUCAGAGCUUUGACGGCUUGGGUUGGGGGUGUGGCGGACCACCCCCCCCUCGGCGGGGUAGACCCCCGCGGUGAGAGGAGGCCAGGACUUGGAGCCUGGCCAAAUCAGGACCCGGCCCUUCGCCCUGGUGUGGGGUGCUCUUCAUUAGGAAGGGCCACCACACGAGAGUAGUACCCGCACUCUAGUGUAUUGGGACCUCGUUGCAAGUGUCGUUACCUAUGUACAAUAAUAAAAGUGGCCCUUAUUUACUCCAA